AUGAAAGGUUCUAUGUACGUUGGGUGAUAUCACCGUUAGUUAUUAAUCUACCAGUGAUAGCUCUGACCUCACCGCCAGGUAUUAUGAUCUUGACAAGGAUCUAUGAGCUUGACAAGCAGACAAACGCCUGUUGAGCCAAUUCAAGACAACACUCGAAGAGGAAACAACAAAAAACAGCUGCAGAAGUAAUUAAAGUAUUGCACGCUUCUUGGAAAUUACCCCAGAUCGAGUUCUCCAAGGUCGCAUCUGGCCGUCAUCCCGGCGACAUCAUACUUAGCGGAGCGCUCGUUUAGUCGCCUCUGGCUCUUGAAGACCUAUCUUCGGAGCACUAUGGGACAAAAUAGCCUGGCUAUCACCUGUAUUGAGCGCUCCUGUGGCGAUAAAUCCAUUGUGAACAGUAUGGACAGUAUAUUAACAUUUUUUCAGACAACGCCAUGGAAAUCAUAUUUUGUUAAUAUAUUAAGAAGUUUCUGAUUUUACUAGAUCGAGUAGACUGUCGAUAGUGAUCAUAGAGUAUGCGAGGUUUCAAAAUAACUACUUCUGGAAUUAGAACCGUUUGACAAAGCGUGACAAUUGUAAACGUUUUUCCUUUUUAUACAAUAUAAGUGUUUUUGCAUCCCGAUUACAAAACUCAAGCAUUCGGGCAUUGUGUAUUUUUUUUCGAGCACAAAGGUUACCGCCCCCCAAGUCCCCCCAAGCCCGAAGGUGCCCGUACCCCUAUAUGGUGGCGAAAUUCUCCAUUUUCGUCUCCUUCUGGACUUUUUUGAUAAACAGUGCUAGCUAAUGCAAUAAAUGCUUUAAAAUGAUCUUUUCUUUUCUCAGUUUAGUUCCAUUCAACAAGGCACCCCUUCUUUCACAAACAUGUCAAAUGUGCAUUUCAGGUAAUGUAUCCAUCCAUUUCUAACCGUUUAUCCAUUACAAAUCCUCGCGUUUCUUUAAUGGGCAUCAUAUUUUUCAAGUGACCUCAUUUUUCGUUUUUUUUAUUUUUAGCAAUCAUAGCAACAGAACCGUCGCCUUCAUCACUGUUAUUUACAAUCAAAACAGCACAGUGAAUGACUUCCACAGCUUGUAUGACAGGCUUUAUAAAUAUAAAAGGCUGGAACACCUACCUCUAGAAGUUAUUGAUGAAAACAGUAUGUGAUUAAUGGUUUUAAUAAUUCAUAUAUGAUCCUUAAUGUCACAAGGGAAAAGAUAGCACUAAUUCGAUUCCUUGAUCAAUUGAUUAACCUAUUGGCUGCAAUCGUUUGAGCCGUCACACAAGUUUUAUUUCGUAAAAAACUACUUUUAAUUCACAAAUUAUUUUUAACUAUUGUUUUCACGUCAUGAGAAGUUGACUUGUUCCUAGCUUUGUCUUUUUUUUCCAGUUCCAGGAAAGCCACCAACGAAUUUAACUGCAAAAGCAUUGAGUCCAUCCAGAGUAAGACUCAGCUGGACCUUCCCACAUUCGAAUAGUUGUGAAAUAUUUCCAAUCCUAAAUCUCCGUGUCUUCUACACUCAAGACAUAGAAAAUGUAACAAUGACUCGCUCAUCUGACGUAAACAGAACUACCAACCACAUUGUUAUACAGCAUUUGGAGCAUUUUGAAUUUUACUUCAUCUGGUUGCAAACACUAACCACGCAUGGACUUGGACCAAAGAGUAAGGAAGUGAAAAUACGGACGCUAGAAAAAGGUUAGAGCUAUAAAAUUGAAUGUUUCAUGAGCUUUCUAUAUUCAGGGCACUUGACUUUGGUUGUGAGCGUUCAACUGCUCGUCAUUUGUUUAAAGUCUCACAAGUGCCAUAGGACACCAACAGGGCAACCAAAUAUUAAAUCUUACACCCUGGGAGCUGAAUAUCCCACCAAUACGUUACUGCUCAUCCAGUCAAUGAGUUCUCCUGUUGAGGCCAUAUUUGCAAGAUUUUUUCAUGUUUUUAAUAUUUGCUCUUUCGGGCUGUCCGUAUCAUGGCUUCCUACGCAGACACUCUUUUAGCUCGUCAUGCAGUCUGGAGGAAAAGGGAUUUGCGCGACGAAUAAAAAAACCGUCGGAAACGCCCACUUGCUUAUGAAUCGUUAAGCGAGAAAGUAUUUCAUACGUUUCAUAAUUAAUAGUUAAUGUUUAGUCGGGCUGCAUCUCAAUAUCUGGGGUGAUAACGGGAUAUCAUACAGAGCUCACAGCCAGUUUCUUUUCCUUUCUUCACUCUGCAGUUAUUUCGAUUAACGUGUCAUUCCAGUUCAAUAUGCUAUGGGUUCAAGCUCUGCUGUAUAACUCCAGUGACUAUCACAGCGACUUACAAGAAGCAAUUAAGCAAAAUGUAAAGACAACUUUCUUAUGUUCUUUAGACUAACUCUGUGUAGAUAAUUUUGCUUCUUCUUUUUUUUCUAUUUAAUUUAAUAAAUAUUGAUUAUUCAAGUGAUAAUAACGGUGAUGGGAGGAAAACAGGCUUUUACAAAGAAGUAAAGUAAAACCCGCUUCUAAGGACCUGGUUUUGAGAACCUGUUAGGCUAAAAUUUGCCAGUUAGGCCCCCUGUAUACAAAAACCUGUUUAGCCUAAAAUUUGAAACAGGUUCUUAUUUUCUAAAUCUAUGACAAAAGUUCUAAGGAAUAAGCUGGAUACCACGAAAUACUCUAAGCUUUAAUGUAUUUUCCCUAGCUUCAAAAAAUAAGAACCUAUUUAAGAACCUAAGUAGCCUAAAUUUGUUCUAAUUACAGUUUAUGUAAGAACCUGUUUAGGCUAACUUGGGAAAAUUCAGGGUAGUCUCGGGUUUUUACUGUAUGCCUGGUACGUGUUUAUUAGCUUGAUCGCUGUUUUACUUGAAAUUUCUAUUCUUAUUUCAUAGGUUUUCCUCCUUUAUCAUGAAAAUAAUGAGCAACUACGCCGUGUUCUUUUACAUAAUUUGAGGUAUGGUCACAGAUCCCCCCCCCCCCCCCCCCCCCCCCAUUCCACGCUAAAUGAGACAAUUUAGACUCAAAUAAACUUUUAUCAUUCCCCUUUGUUUCAGAAACGACAGUGGAAACAUCAAGGUAGAGAUUGAGAUACUAUUUGGCCAGGAUGUAAGCAUGUCUGCCUUUAUUCGGUUGCAUGAGGCUAUGUACAGUAAUGGAACUCUGGGGAACAUAACAAUUUAUCCCAUUUCAGAUAACAGUAAGCGUUUGAUAUUCCUACUAUUAAAUCGUGAGGUGCCAAAAUUUUACGAGAAGGAAGUCUAUGAGAUAUUGAUGCUACAGGCAGACAGUCUAACAAGGGAAGGCAGAAUGGCUUGUAGUUUAACACUAGUCGAUUUAAGCUUUGAACAUAAUUUGAAACAAUCAUUUUUUAAUUUUCGUCCCUACGCAGUUCCUGGAAAACCACCCUCAAACUUGUCAGUUGACGUUAUCAGUCCAACAACUGUUUUGGUUCGCUGGGAUAAUUCAUCACCCACAUAUUACGAAUCGUCAUUAUCAACUACAGCCGUGCGUAUUUUUUAUAAACUACAAGCGAACUGGACUGAUAUGAAUGUUAGAGAUGCAAAUUUUACUGCAGGAUAUUUUGUGUUGGAUAAUCUAGAAACAUUCUCAUGGUACAAUCUCUACGUAAGAGCUGUUACCUCCAGGGGACUCGGGGUGAAAAGUGAGCUUUUUGUCGUGAGAACUUUGGAGGAAGGUGAGUCAUAGCGUUUGAAUUGGUUAAAAAAUUUGGCGGUUUCAGAGUAGCAUUUCAGUUACGCACUUCUUUUUAAGGCAUAUUUUCUUUAAUUUAUAUUCCACCAUUUUCAGUUGUACCUGUUAACGCUACAGUUUUAUUACUUGAUGAACAAUGGACAGACGACCUUAAAAAUACAACUUCUAAUACCUUCCUUAUUCUGUCUGGAAAGUUAAAGAGUAAAGUAAGUAUUUAGUAUUAACUCUAUGAUCUUUUAAUCACAAAACAGCGUUGUAUUAGGAUAUCAGCAUGUCACGAGCGUGGGACAAUGAAAAACUCUAAGUCCCCGACAGGAUUCGAAUUUAUGACCUCUCAAACACCAGGAGGACGCUCCAUCCACUUGAGCUACGGAGAACUCUUGGGGAGCGAAGCCAUAUACUAGGUUGAUACAGAAACUCGUAAGGGGUUGAAACGUGUAACUCUCAUGUGUUUGCUUUGUCCGAUGCUCGUGAUUAUCCAUUUUCGAAAGUACCAUAUUUAGAACGAGAAGAAAAGAUAACUGACCAAUCAAAUUUCGUACACGACGUGACGUAAUUCUACUUCAUGUUCCCGAGCCCGUUUAAAAAAAUGAACAGCAAACGGGGGUAAAACUUCCGAGAGCUGAGAAAACUUUCAAAUGUUGAAAUCGGGAAGAUUACCGAAACACUGAGCAGGAAAUUGGCCUACCCCCCAGGCCAAACGCAACAUUAUGAAACCAACUAUCGAUCGCGCGACUUCUUGAAGUUGUCACUUCAAAGAACGAUUCAUACCUCGGUGACCCUCGGCGCCGUAAACUUAAUACUGCAAAUAGACUUUUAAAAUUCUCAUAUUAAAAGUCUAGAAUAAGCAGUAAAACAUAUUUUCGAAUAAAAUUCAUUAGCUGCGUAUCGAAAAGUGUCCAAAAACUGAACCCGAAACUGAAAAAUUGUGUAAAAUUUGUCGACAUCGCAUCUUCGCAAAAGUGAUGCGUGUAAUGUGAGAAGCUUGGAUGCUGUAGUAUCACAAACGUGUUUUGAGCUAAUUUCAAGCGUGAACAAAUUCAAAACAAUAGACGGAGAAGCCGUUUCUUGAAAAUUUUUAUUCAAAAUCCAAAAAGUUAAUCCUUUAAAGCAAUUCGCAUAACACUAUCUGGAUCGUGGAUCCGUUCACGCAAGCAAAAUCGGCUGAGCACAUGGCAAAAUUCAACACAAAAUCCAUCUCAAAUCGGGGCGCAUUUUGUAAUUUUUCUUUUGCGCCGAAGAAAAAAAUGUAACUAUAUACAUACAUAAAUUCCCUUUCAAAAACGUAAUUUUCUUGGCCAUAGGGUGCAAAAUGUACCUGAAAAUAGCUGCCUUGGUUGCAUUUAAAACAGACCAUGCGCUCCGCCGUGAAGAAAACAAGGUUGAAUUCCUCGAAGGACGAUUUCUUGACGAAAAGCUUCCCUUCAUCCACGAAAAGAAACCCGAGCGUUCUUUUGAACUUUCUCUUUCCAUUGCAAACACUAACCACGCAUGGACUUGGACCAAAGAGUAAGGAAGUGAAAAUACGGACGCUAGAAAAAGGUUAGAGCUAUAAAAUUGAAUGUUUCAUGAGCUUUCUAUAUUCAGGGCACUUGACUUUGGUUGUGAGCGUUCAACUGCUCGUCAUUUGUUUAAAGUCUCACAAGUGCCAUAGGACACCAACAGGGCAACCAAAUAUUAAAUCUUACACCCUGGGAGCUGAAUAUCCCACCAAUACGUUACUGCUCAUCCAGUCAAUGAGUUCUCCUGUUGAGGCCAUAUUUGCAAGAUUUUUUCAUGUUUUUAAUAUUUGCUCUUUCGGGCUGUCCGUAUCAUGGCUUCCUACGCAGACACUCUUUUAGCUCGUCAUGCAGUCUGGAGGAAAAGGGAUUUGCGCGACGAAUAAAAAAACCGUCGGAAACGCCCACCCGAGGGCACUUGACUUUGGUUGUGAGCGUUCAACUGCUCGUCAUUUGUUUAAAGUCUCACAAGUGCCAUAGGAAACCCGAGCGUUCUUUUGAACUUUCUCUUUCCAUUUUUUUGUCUUAACCUUGAAGUGCAGAAAUCUGGUCACCACCGCAUGGUGAUCGCGCGGCACCAAUUUUAUUGAAAAUGGAUAUCCUUCACUAGGUUUCCAAAUACGGUAAAAGUGAAUAUUUACGAGCGAUGAACGCGAGUUACACAUUUCAACCCUUUAUGGGUUUCUGGUUCAUAUUUGACACGCGUCCUGUAUACUGCAAGGAUCAGCAAUGUCGAUGUCGUACUGUGUGGUGAACCUAGUAUAUGGCCUCGCUCUCCAUGAGUUCUCCGUAACUGAAGUGGAUAGAGCGUCCGCCCGAUGUUUGGGAGGUCAUAGCUUUGAAUCCUGUCAGGAAUUCAGAUUUUUUCUUUGUCCCACGCUCGUAACAUGCUGAUAAAUUCAUUUUCACAUUUGUUUCACCGAGCUUAAAAUUUACCAUCUUUCAUUCUUUCACCACAGAGUUAAUGCUUUAACAGCGUUAACCUCUCUGACCAGCAUUAUUUUUCCUAGGUGGUAGAGCUAUACAUAAACAAUACUCAUCUACGCAAAGUUAUCGUUCAUCAGUUCAGGUAAAACUUCUGUAUAAUUAAACAAGUUCAUAAGAUAUUUGCGUCACAGGUCGUUCGUUCAUGACUUUGAACUUUUUCCGAAUUUUCCAAACACUGAAUCUGAUAUUAGAUACAAAGCCAUGAAUGCUCACAUAUUUUUACGGAAGGAGCAUGUGGCUAGCGAAGCCCAGGUAUACGCUAUAACAGCGUCUAAUUUAUUGUAUGUGACAAGUGAAAAUACUGAAACCCCAGGUGUACGGUCAUUAAUUCCAGGAAUUACACUGGCAAAGUGAUUGCAGACAUGAAAAUUAUUUUUGGACAACAAGUGGAGAUGAAACAGUUUGAAAGUCUGUAUCAGGCCUUGUACAGGAAUGGACUUGGGAACUUAUCUGUGGAGCCAAUAUGGGAUAAUAGUAAGUCUUCCACUUAGUGAUAAAAUUUUGAAACUAUGUCAUCACGCAAACAAAUCUGCCCCAUCUUUUACUGUGAAUAUUUCAUUGCUCAUAUCAUUAUAGUUGCCCAACAUUAAUGGGAGACAUCAAAGCAGCUGUUAAUAGCAUUACUCACUUACACGGAUUAACAAAUUUUGACUUUAAAAGGGAUUCAGAUUCUCUGGUGUUAAGUUCCACUAUGUAAUAACCAAUUUAUCAUAACAUAAUUAACCCCAAGUUGAUAAUUAUCCGUAACAUCACUGUUUGUUUCAUUGUUUUGUUCAGUUCCCGGAAAACCUCCCACCAACAUAUCAGCAUACGCCACAAGUACAACGAGUUUUCGAGUGCAGUGGAACGCUUUGACAAAUGAUUACUCUGAUGUUACACAUCUCAAGAUUUUAUUCACCUCAGUAAAUCAGGAAAAUGAAACUAUUUGGACUACUAACGUUAACGCAUCAAAAAAUAGUGUAAAUAUUGGAAACCUGGGAAAGUUCGUUAAUUAUACAGUCUGGAUAAAGAGUCUUUCUAAAAGGGGUCUUGGCUUUGCUGGCUUUCCUAUCAAUGUCAGGACGCUGGAGGAAGGUAAAUCAGGGACUUAAGAUUGGUAGUUAAGUUCGAUUGCUUCAGUAUAUCAAGUGAUACUUUGGUUUAUAGCCUUUACGUACUUGCAAGCGUCUUCCUUAUUUUUCUGAUAUAAAGUCGGAAAACCGUUAGCUUCCCACGCAGACGUUCUUUUGGCUCGUCACGACAUCCUCCCCAAAGGAACGUUAGUGGGGAAGGAACGCGUGACGAUGUCAAAGAUGUCUACGUGGGAAGCUGAAAACGGUGUGGUUGAAGGGUUUUUAAUAAGUUUUAUAUUUGAUACUGAAAAUUAAAAAAUUUCUUUCUUUCUUUCUCUGUUUCGCUUUUUUCCGUUUUCUUCUUUUUACAUGACCUCUACGUAGAUUUUUAAACUUACUUCUUUUCAUUUUACCUAUGACUAGUUGUACCAGUCGACAUAACAUUUCGUCUAAGAAACAUGAAAUGGAAUGGUAAUCUUUCCGAUGCAGCCAGCAGAAACUUCAAAACCUUAACAAGCACGAUUCAACAGAACGUAAGGUUUAUUAUAUGCUACAAUAGUUACGUCAUCUUAUUUACACUAAGCUGGGUUUACUGUCCUUUAGUCAAAGAGUAGGGCCUUUUAUACCUACCCCGGGGAAAGAGCGUAUUAUAGAUGCAUUUAGUGACGGAGAAGCAUUCCUAAAAAAAGUGCACGCACGCCAGUGUCCAUUGAGGGACAAACGCGUUGAGAAACUACCAUCCUUCAUUUGCAAAAAAACAUCGAUUUGGGGUUGGGGAUUUACGACGUUUGAACAGAAUUAUAUGAUAAAUGAAUGAAAUCGUUUCAAAAAGAAAUGUGCCAACUACUUUUGUCAUUGAUUUUGGCUUUCAAUUCCUUCUUUUCCGUGUAGGUGCUUAUGUUGUAUGAACAGCAAUCAAACUACAUUCGCUACGUUCAGUGUCGUCGGUUUAGGUAAAGUAGUGCAAACGUCCGCGAUUUCUUUCCAUUAGACAUGGACGUGUUUUAAAAAAAACUGUAGUCUUUCAUGCCCAACGGUCACCAUUUCAUCACCAUAUCAUUCCGUUUUUUUUUUUUCUGAGUUUUGAUUUGUUUUGUUUUGUUUUAUUUUGUUUUGUUUUGUUUUGUUUUGUUUUUUUUUCUUUCACAGAGAAAAGGAUGAAGCUGACCUAUUGAGUUAAUUGAAAAGAAAUUUCCUUGUUCCGUCUGAAACGAAAAACCUUAUUUGCAUUGUUUAAAGGCAUGAACACUUUCAGAUAUCAGAGGAAAACUUUAUCAAUUUUUUAGAUAUUUUGCUUUAAAAACAACUGUAACUGAUUCUUUUCAGAAACGGAAGUGUGCUCGCAGACAUAACAAUAGUUUAUGCUCAAAAUGUGGGCCCUCAACAGUUUGCUGUAAUUUACAAAGCCCUAUACGAAGAAGGAGUACUUGGGAAUUUAUCAGUGCAACCAAUAAGCGAUAACGGUACGGAGUGUUUUCAGUAAUUUCAUGAUAUAUAUUGCAUUAUACAUCCCACCCUUAAUAGUCUUCCCACUUCUAAUCAUCAUCGGAAUGACAAAAACAGGACUAGCAACUGAUAACUUUAAAGUAGCUUGUAGGUGUGAGUUUUUAAUAACUAGGAAAUAGUUAAACUUGUAAUGUAAGGAGAGAAUAUUACCCAAACCAAAAAAGUGACCAGUUUUAACUCUAAGCUAUUUUCAAAGUAAGCGCUGAAUACCACAGACGAAAUAAGUUAUGUAGCUUCCAUGCGAAGCCGUCGUUGGCUUUGACUUGCACCAUUGGAACAAACAAAACCAACUAAAUUACGUUUACAUAGAAUUUAGAAUAUGCGGGAAAUAUCGUUGACAUGUAGAGGUUAAUAUCGGUGGAUAUAUAUAUGGAUACAAAUUUAUCUUCUUCCGUUUGCAGUCCCCGGAAAACCACCAGCGAACAUCAGCGCUGAUUCAGUAUCAUCCACGACUAUCCAGGUCACGUGGUUAUGUAUUGACUGUCACCAGCACAACUUAACUGUUGGAUUUCUUGUUUCCUAUAAGCUAGAUGGUAGCAGCCAAACUACAGCUGUUGUUGUGAAUAGAACAGUCACACAAUUACAUAUCAUUGGCCUUAGAAAGUUCACAAAGUACACUGUUUAUGUGUCUAGUGUGACAGAAAGAGGAAUUAGUAUGUCAAGCGAGGAGGUGUCUACGCGAACAUUGGAGGAUGGUAUGAAUGUUCAACAUGAUAUUCAAAUUAAGCUUUCGGUUACGUAGAUGAUGAAAUUGACAACAGUUAUGCACCAGUGAUAACAUUGUCGUCUUGUUGUGCUCUUUACAGAACUAAAACUACUAAAACGGGCAACAAAGAAAGUGCAACUUUUUUGCAAUAUUGCUGCAAAAAGGGGUUGAAUAGUGAUAUUGCGCGUGAUGUUGUACGUUCGAACCUGUCUUGCAACAAAUAAAACUGCAAGGUUUUUUCGUCGGUGAUAAAUCGCGCAACAGCACUAUUCAACCCGUUUUGCAGCAAUAUUGCAGAACAAGUUGCACGUUUUUUGAUCCUGUUUUACCGUACCUUGAGAAAUAUAACUGAGGAAGAGAAUUGCUCCUUGUUAUUUCAACUUCCACUGUUCUUUGUGCUUAUCAGUGGUUUUAUGCUUCUAUCGCACGUUUGAGCUCACCCUUAGCCUUUUUAAAACUAAAAAAAACUAUUUUAUGAAUCGACUUUAAAUCGCAAAUGCUUAAUGAUAAGAAGUUAUAAAGAAUUUGAAAUGACAAAAUUUGCACAAAUUUAAAUUUUAGUUCCCAGUGCCAUUCCAUUAAACCUGAACGCUCACAAUAUGAGCUCCACAAGCCUACAGGUAGCCUGGACACCACCUCCCAAGGAUCAGGUGAACGGCAUUCUGUUGGGUUACAACGUUACAUACAAGAAGGCAGGUGAGACUAGUGCCAGUGAGCAAUAUAUCAGCACGACUUUGAACUUCACGGUACUCAGUUGA
Molecule: messenger RNA, 10145 nt
Organism: Porites lobata
Lineage: Eukaryota; Metazoa; Cnidaria; Anthozoa; Scleractinia; Poritidae
Source: the annotation of a GenBank genome assembly